Cricetulus griseus (Chinese hamster) is the source of this 1040-nucleotide messenger RNA. The record is from RefSeq and is a predicted model, not a curated record. Lineage: Eukaryota; Metazoa; Chordata; Mammalia; Rodentia; Cricetidae.
CCAGACAUGCACAGCCUGCGACUCCUGAUGAUGGCAGUUCAGCUGCUCUGCUGCCUCCUGCUGUGUCCUGUGGAUGCCGUUUCACACAGAGAGCCAACAAGUCCCUCUGCGAUGCUCCCUCCCUUGGCGUUGGGAUACCAGUUGCCCUCCUCAGACCCCUUGUCCUGCCAGGUCCUGCUCCCAAAGUCCCUGCCUGGCUUCACUCACAUGCCCCCUCUCCCCAAGUUCCUGGUAGGCCUGGCUCUGAGGAACGCUCUGGAGGAAGCUGGCUGCCAGGCUGAUGUCUGGGCUCUGCAGCGGCAGCUUUACCGACUGGGAGGUGUGGAGGCUACACAGGCCCUCAUCCACCAUCUCCAAGAGCUCCAGAAAGGUGGACUUGAGGACCAGCAAGUGUCGGUAGACGCCUUAUCUUCUGCUCUGCAGCUCUUAGCCUGGGAGCAGCCAGGUCCAAAGAGGGUCCCACGCUCUCUUUCUAACGCAGCCUGUGACAAUGAGCGGGAGCAGAGUGUGCACAGUGUGGUUGGGCUGCUGCCGGCAGUGGGGACCUACUACAAUCUAGGCACAGCAUUGUACUAUGCCAUUCAGAACUGCUCCGACAAGGCCAAGGAGCGAGGCAAAGAGGGAGCCUUAGAUCUGGGUUAUGACCUUUUGAUGGCCAUGGUGGGUGUGUCAGGGGGGCCGGCUGGUGUGGUGAUAAGUGCUACUCUUAAGCCAGCAUUGAAGGCUGGGGUUCAGCAGCUGAUCCGAUAUUAUUAUGACGAGAAAGAGGUGAGCCUCUCUCUGCCGGAGACCGUGCAGGAAGACCGUGACUUCGAAGAAACAACCAUGACUACUUUGGUGUCAGAAGUUGAAAGUACAUUUUCCUACUGGGACCAAGCCUUGGAACAGGACUACAGUAUCUGGGCAUACAAGAGGUAGUAACAGAACAACAAAUAAAUGGAAAAUUCUGACAGAGAAGGAGUAGUAUAGAUGGAUGGAUGGGUUUGGGGUAUUGUCAUCACUUGCCAGUCAUUUCUUGAAACUCAGUUUUUUAUGUUUCU